Molecule: messenger RNA, 606 nt
Organism: Triticum turgidum subsp. durum (durum wheat)
Lineage: Eukaryota; Viridiplantae; Streptophyta; Magnoliopsida; Poales; Poaceae
Source: the annotation of a GenBank genome assembly
AUGGCGGCGGAGGGAGAGGCCCUGAUGGCAGCGGAAAGGGCAGAGACGUCGACUGCACCGGCGGUGGCGACGGAGUCAGGAGCCAACGGGAAAGCGGCGGCGAGCGGGAAGCCGGCGAUGGUGCUGGGGAUCGACGAGAGCGAGCACAGCUACUACGCGCUGGAGUGGACGAUCCACCAUUUCUUCGCCCCCGGCCAGCCGCAGCAGUACCACCUCAUCGUGGUCAGCGCCAAGCCCCCUGCCGCCUCCGUCAUCGGCAUCGCCGGCAUAGGCAUGGCGGAGCUUCUCCCGAGGGUGGAGCUCGACCUCAAGCGCGCCUCCGCCAGAGUCAUCGACAAGGCCAAGGAGCACUGCUCACAUGUGGCCGAUGUCAGCUAUGAAGUGAAAGAGGGCGACGCGAGGAAUGUGCUGUGCGAGGCAGUUGAGAGGCAUCAUGCAGACAUGCUGGUUAUGGGCAGCCAUGGCUACGGCGCUUUCAAGAGGGCCGUCCUUGGGAGCGUGAGCGAUUACUGCACUCACAACGCGCAUUGCACCGUGAUGAUAGUGAAGAAACCAAAGCACCAUAAGAAGCAUGAACAAUUGGGGUUCCAUAGAAAGGAGGCUUGA